Trichomycterus rosablanca is the source of this 1322-nucleotide messenger RNA. It is a transcript of the gene s1pr2, whose product is annotated as sphingosine-1-phosphate receptor 2. The record is from RefSeq and is a predicted model, not a curated record. Gene Ontology annotation, cellular component: plasma membrane; cytoplasm. Lineage: Eukaryota; Metazoa; Chordata; Actinopteri; Siluriformes; Trichomycteridae. Gene Ontology annotation, biological process: regulation of metabolic process; sphingosine-1-phosphate receptor signaling pathway; adenylate cyclase-activating G protein-coupled receptor signaling pathway. Bases 1 to 1110 code for a protein of 369 amino acids. The transcript has a single exon. Gene Ontology annotation, molecular function: sphingosine-1-phosphate receptor activity.
AUGGCGACUCAUGGGUGCUGCAAGGAAGUCAGCAUGGAGAGCAAGUACUCUCAGUACUACAACAAUAUGCUUGUUGAAGUGCACUACAAAUAUGCCAAAAACAUAAGCCAGCAGGAGGUGGACAACCGCAAAUAUACAAAGGAUGGCCCAACAUCACUCAACAUCAUCUUCAUUAUCAUCUGUAGCAUCAUUAUUUUGGAGAACCUCCUAGUGCUUAUUGCUGUUUUCCGGAACAAGAAAUUCCACUCGGCUAUGUUCUUUUUUAUCGGGAAUCUUGCUUUCUCGGAUCUGCUGGCUGGCUCGGCCUACAUCGCGAACAUAUUCCUGUCAGGUCCAAGAACUUUUGACCUUAUGCCUGUGCAGUGGUUCAUAAGAGAAGGGACUGCGUUUAUUGCAUUAGCUGCAUCAGUCUUUAGCUUGCUAGCCAUCGCCAUCGAGCGCUACAUCGCCAUAACCAAGGUAAAGGUUUACGGAUCCAACAAGACCUGUCGCAUGUUCCUGCUCAUCGGAGCGUGCUGGGUUACCUCGAUCAUCCUCGGAGGCCUGCCCAUCUUGGGCUGGAACUGCAUCAACAACCUGAGCGAGUGCUCAGCCGUUUUGCCUCUCAACUCUAGGCGAUAUGUCUGCUUCGUUGUGACCAUCUUCAGCAUCAUCCUGCUCUCCAUCGUCAUCCUGUACGUGCGCAUCUACCUGAUCGUGCGCUCAAGCCACCAGGAGGCCACCAACUCAGCUUCCUACGCCCUUCUCAAGACAGUCACCAUCGUGUUGGGCGUGUUCAUCGUGUGCUGGCUGCCUGCCUUUACCAUACUGCUCCUGGACACCUCGUGCAGCAUGUCCGCCUGCCCUAUCCUCAACCAUGCCGACAUCUUCUUCGGGAUCGCCACGCUGAACUCGGCACUUAACCCGUUGAUUUACACGCUGCGGAGUAAGGAUAUGCGCAGGGAGUUCCUGCGCGUACUGUGCUGCUGGGGGCUCCUCCAGAGUGGUCGGCCGGCGGAUAGGUGCAUGUUGCAGCUCAAGAGCUCAAGCUCGCUGGAACACUGCACUAGCAAACAUGACCACACCUACCAGACCACGCCUAUCAUGCAGGACUGUACCACUUGUGUUUGAUCUGGGGGUGCUGGGUAACUAAAGGACCAGGAGGAACAUUAAAACACCAAGUGUGUUCUCAAGGAUGAGAAGAUUGACGGUGACAAUCAGAGCCUGUGUGAAUUUGUUAUCAUUUUCUAUGCACUCUGGUUUGGAGACUCAGAUUGGAGUCCACUUGCUUUAAAAUUCUUAUUUACGGUGGUAUUCAUUGUACCCUAUUUACCCUUUAAGAA